AUGUUGUAAUAGGCUUAUAGCAGCAGCACUGAGUACGUAUAAAGAGUCAACAGAGCCAUCUUAAUUCUAAUUAGCUCUCAGCCUUAUCAAUUUAUUUCAGUAAUAUACAGUACUUUCUUCUGAUUUUCCUGCAAAUUAUACACCAAAAUGUUAUCUCUUUCUCCACCUUUAUUCCAGACAUUUGCAUGGCCCAUUGAGGAUCCCAUGAUGAACCAAGAGUACAAUUUUUAUGCACACACAGACAACAUUCCAAACUCAAUUCUUCACUUGCCUUCUACACUUGAUGCACAACCACAAGUUGGCCUCGGAGAUUCUUCUGCUUUCGAACCGACUGCAGUAGUGAAGAAGAUUAAUCAUAAUGCAAACGAACGUGAUCGUCGAAAGAAAAUGAACAGCUUGUAUUCUUCUCUUCGUUCACUACUCCCAGCUUUUCAUCAAACGAAAAAGUUGAGCAUUCCGAACACAGUAUCGCGGGUGCUGAAAUACAUCCCUGAGCUGCAAAAUGAAAUAGAGAGACUGGUCCGGAAAAAAGAGGCUUUAUCAGUAAAGAUCUCGAAACAAGGGGAGCUAUUUCAAUAUGAAAAUCAGAGAAACAACAGCAUUCGAGGCAGCUUAGCUACUGUUUCCGCAAGCUUGAUAGGAGAUAAACAAGUAACAAUUCAGCUAUCAACGUUCAAGGCCAACAUGAGACUACAAUCGGAGGCUUUAGAGGUUGUGGAGAAGGAUGGGUUUGAAUUGGUAAAUGCAUCUUUCAACUCUUUCGGGGAGAGAGCUUUCUAUAACUUGCAUCUUCAGGUGCAAAGGCCUCUGCAAGUAACGGAGAUGGAGUCAUUGAGGAGGACACUCACAACUUUGUGCGAGAAGACGACGGAGGAUUAGGUCGAGUCGACUUCUAUUUCCUUUCGAAACGUAUAAAAACAAGAUCUUAAGAACAAGCUUACCUUAAUCAGGAACGAGUUCCGUCGGUUGACAUGCUUCCAAUACAGUUAAAAAGAUGGACGGGAAGAAAAAAAUAUAUAGACUAACAUUUUGUACUAUGUAAACUUUGUAAUUUUAAUGAUCAUGUAAGCCAAUUUGUACGUUUGUGUAUAUAUAUAAGCUAUUUUUUAUUAUUUUUUUUAUG
Molecule: messenger RNA, 1123 nt
Organism: Daucus carota subsp. sativus
Lineage: Eukaryota; Viridiplantae; Streptophyta; Magnoliopsida; Apiales; Apiaceae
Product: transcription factor ORG2
Exons: 3
Coding region: 148-879 (243 amino acids)
Biological process (GO): regulation of transcription by RNA polymerase II
Cellular component (GO): RNA polymerase II transcription regulator complex
Molecular function (GO): protein dimerization activity; DNA-binding transcription factor activity, RNA polymerase II-specific; RNA polymerase II transcription regulatory region sequence-specific DNA binding
Source: RefSeq, a predicted model, not a curated record